Sinocyclocheilus grahami is the source of this 1408-nucleotide messenger RNA. Its product is annotated as E3 ubiquitin-protein ligase RNF103-like. Gene Ontology annotation, biological process: protein ubiquitination; ERAD pathway. Lineage: Eukaryota; Metazoa; Chordata; Actinopteri; Cypriniformes; Cyprinidae. The transcript has a single exon. Gene Ontology annotation, molecular function: ubiquitin-protein transferase activity. The record is from RefSeq and is a predicted model, not a curated record. The annotation marks the transcript as partial. Gene Ontology annotation, cellular component: endoplasmic reticulum.
GUUGCCUCGCGCAUCAAAACCAUACGUUUCUCUGAGCAAUUAAUGGAUGACUGGUAUCAGAUGGAAAAGCAGCCAGUGAAGAUGUUCUUGUUCGCCAGACUGCUUCAGCCCCCGUCGUUUUUCUCAGCUCUCAGCAUCAAAUUCACGGGGCGCAUCGAGUUCAUCUUCGUCGACGUGCGCAACUGGGACAACACCACCUGUCUGGACGAGAUUGGGGUGCAGCAAAUGCCCUCAUACAUCCUCAAAACACCAGAAGGCAUCUACAGAUACGGCAAUAGCACCGGGGAAUUCAUUUCCUUGCAUGCCAUGGAUGCAUUUCUUCGGUCCGUACAACCAGAAGUCAAUGACUUGUUCAUUUUGAGCUUGGUUAUGGUCAAUCUAAUGGCUUGGAUGGACCUUUUCAUUACACAGGGAGCCACCAUAAAACGCUUUGUGGUUUUAAUCAGCACACUAGGGACUUAUAAUUCCUUACUCAUCAUUUCCUGGCUGCCCAUCCUUGGUUUUCUUCAGCUUCCAUACCUGGAUAACUUUUAUGAGUACAGCCUGAAACUGUUACGUUACGCAGACACCACUACUAUUGCCUCUUGGGUCCGGGCCGACUGGACCUUCUAUUCUUCUCACCCAGCUCUCUUCCUCAGCACUUAUCUAGCCCAUGGCCUUCUCAUCGACUACUUUGAGAAGAAAAGAAGAUGUAGCAACGAAGACCAAAACGCAAACAACCUAGAGUGGUUGUCAAGUCUCUGGGAUUGGUACACUAGCUACUUGGUACAUCCCAUUGCCUCGUUCCAGAACUUUGAGUCAGACUGGGACGACGAUCCCAAUUUCCUUUUGGAAAGAUUGGCAUUCCCAGACCUCUGGCUUCGCCCGCUGGUUCCAAUAGACUACAUCAAGAACCUGCCCACCUGGAAGUUCAGACUCGCUCAGUCUGAAGGGCCCAACCGAGUGGACCGUGACAACCGACAAAAAACUAUGGCGAACCCAAAUGGCGGCUCCAGUGGGUACCAGGAAGUGCAUCACUGCAGUUCAGAAGUUCUUCACGAUAAUAACGCUGGAUGUUCGGCUGCAAUGAAGUCAGAAGAGUCGUGGUCUGGUGAAGAGGAACAGGACACUGAUUGGUCUCAGUGGCCUUGUGGCAUGCUCCACUGCACUGAGUGUGUUGUGUGUCUUGAGAACUUUGAAACAGAUUGCCUUGUAAUGGGUUUACCGUGCAGCCAUGUUUUUCACCAGCAGUGCAUCGUGGUCUGGCUAGCUGGUGGGCGGCACUGCUGCCCUGUGUGCCGGUGGCCAUCGUACAAGAAAAAACCCACAAGACAACAUGCAACUGAACAGCUUGAACCAGAAUAGCCCUUGUCCAAUUAGUUUACGUCUCGCUUCCUGCACUUAUUUAAAAAAGAAAAGAAAAAAAAAA